This is a messenger RNA of Leptopilina heterotoma, 1358 nucleotides long. RefSeq lists its product as uncharacterized. The record is from RefSeq and is a predicted model, not a curated record. Lineage: Eukaryota; Metazoa; Arthropoda; Insecta; Hymenoptera; Figitidae. The transcript is spliced from 3 exons.
AUAAUAAUAAACAUAACCUCAAAUUUUACACAAACACGCAAAAGUUGACAACAAUCCUCAGAGAAUUCUGACGCAUUUCUCCACCUUCGUGACCUGCGUAGUGCAUUUUAUCUUUUUCAUUCCGCAUACAUAAAUACAUAAAUAAACAUGAAUCUCACAGAUUUAUCUUUUUAAAGAAAACAUAAACAUGUAAUUUUGCCAAAAUUGAUAUUUUAGAUAUAUUGUUCAAUGUUUUCAAGAAAGGAACAGCUGAUUCAACGCACCGGUAAAAGUGGAGUCGGACGUUUCUCAUUUUUAAAACUCUUAAUUGAAGAAUACCGUAACACCAAAUCUCGAGACGCAAAGGAACAAGUUUUGGCAAAUCUCGCUAAUUUUGCCUACGAUCCAGUUAAUUAUGAUUAUUUAAGAACAAUACGAAUAGCAGACUUGUUUCUAGAAGUUCUCUCUGAAAAUAACAAAAAUCUCGUACGAUUUGCUAUUGGUGGUAUUUGCAAUUUAUGCUCUGAUCCCUUGAAUAGAGAGUACAUUCUGCGAAAUCAGGGAAUAUCGUUAGUCUCCCCUCUUUUAUCAUCAUCUGACGAAGAAACAGUUUUGUCCGCAAUUACAACUCUCAUUUUUCUAAUAACUCCCGAGUCAAAGGAGGAAAUUGUCACCAAAGAAAUAAUUAACUGUAUGAUUAGUUUUUCUAAAGUGAAGAACGCACGUUUACGAAAUUUAUCGACUGUUUUCCUCACGGAUUAUUGUGACCCAAAGGAAGUGGAGAGAAUUCGAAAUACUUAAUAGAAAUAUUAAACAAAUAUAAACAAAACAUCAAUGAAUAAAUUAGCAUUCAAUAGGGAAAAGCAAAUAAUUUCCACAAUGAAGGCAAAGACAUUUCGCACUUUAUUUACUUCAGUUAAGAAAUAUUGUACAAUUCCAGAGGUGGAAUCAAGUCAAACAAAUCUCGUUCAAACGAACCUAAAACCAGGAAGUCGAGUUUCAAUUCUUCGAGUCAUCACCAAAGAGGAUGUUCUUGCUUUUGCUCAAUUAACAAAUGAUUAUAAUCCAAUUCACGUGAAUUCAGAGAAGAACAUUGCGCACGGUGCAUUUUUAAAUGGAUUAUUGUCCGGAAUUCUCGGCACAAAAUUACCAGGACCUGGUACUCUAGUUGUCGAGCAAGUGUUGAGGUUCCCAAAGCCAUGUUACGUUGGUGACACAGUUGAACUUUCUGUCGAAAUUGUCGCAGUGAGAAAAAUCAUAAAAUGCAAAUACAAAUGCAUAGCAAAUACAAAUCGUGUCGUAUUAGAAGGCGAGGCCAAGCUCAUAAAAAACGAAGACAUAACUCAAAAAAUCCAAAGUUCGAAUUAACUUGACUUCGA